Rodentolepis nana is the source of this 429-nucleotide messenger RNA. The record is from the annotation of a GenBank genome assembly. NCBI's taxonomy places the organism in Eukaryota, Metazoa, Platyhelminthes, Cestoda, Cyclophyllidea, Hymenolepididae.
AUGAAGUGUGAACUAUGUCUUCGACCACUAGGACCCCGAAUUACUUUUGUUCGUGGAUGUUCGCAUCGAUUUCAUGUUGAUUGCAUGUACGAUUGGUUGGAAUUCGCCUAUUCGGAAGAAAUACUGUUCGUUUGCCCCGGGCAGGACUGUUUUGCUUACUCUCCGAUUAUUGAAGUUGGCCUAUGCGAUGAAAACGGGAAUAUGUUUAAUCCAACCAAGGCCUAUGAUGCCUACUCAUUUCUCAGGCAAUUUAAAGGCGAAAACCUUGCUUGUCAACGGUCUCCGAAGGUCUCUGGCGACAAUAUGGAAGCUGACAUUAGUACACGAAUGUCCAGCUUAAACCUGUCCUCGCCUGCUAACCAAAAUGAUUCAAGGCCAUUAGAACUGCAAGGAACACUGUCGACGGCUAUGAAAGAAGCAGAAUGCUAG